GGCACCCUUGCUGCUGUUUGGCACGAUAUAACAACGGCCGUCCCAAGGACCUCUAUUCUCUUAUACCGACGUCGCAUUCGGGAAGCCACUCUACACACUCUCCUUGACAAUAACACAGCGCGCUGGUCGACUAACACGCUCCUUUCCAAACCACCCACAGUCGCUCACCCCUCACGACGAAGAAAUACUAAGUCAACGACGAUCAUUAAUUGGUAACACUUUUGGUACUUCUUUCUCUCUGGAUCGAUCAAGCCAUCGCCUCACUCGAACUCUCAACAACAAUAAGAAGAAGCAAGUUCACACGAACGUGUCUUAUAAUGAUUGCCUGGAAAUACGCCUUCUUGGCUUCAGCUGUACUUCGGACCAUCGGUGCUCAUGGCACAGUGAAUGGUAUCAUGGCAGAUGGGGUCUUCUAUGAGGGUUACAGUCCGCAGAUGCAGUUCAAGCAACCCCCGCCACAGGUCGUGGGGUGGUCCAUCCCCCAGGACCUAUCCAACGGCUUCGUCGCCGUCGACAAGUACGCAGACCCGGACAUCAUCUGCCACGUCGGGGCAGAGCCAGCGCCCAUAGCAGCCAAGGUGACGGCGGGCUCGAACCUGACCGUCUUCUGGACCCCCGACUGGCCCGAGUCACACCACGGGCCGAUGAUCGACUACCUGGCCCCUUGCAAUGGCGACUGCGCCGGUGUCAACAAGGCGGACCUGCAGUUCUUCAAGAUUGACGGCGUCGGGCUCGUCGACGGCACCAAGGCGCCCGGGCGGUGGGGCUCGGAUGACAUGCUCGCCAAUAACCGGUCAUGGACCAUGACGAUCCCGGCCGGCAUCGCGGCCGGCCAGUACGUGCUCCGCCACGAGACCAUCGCGCUGCACGAGGCGGGCCGUGAGGGCGGCGCGCAGAACUACCCGCAGUGCGUCAACAUCGACGUCCAGGGCGGCGGGUCCGAGAAACCCCCGGGCGUCAGGGCGACGGAGCUAUACAGGGCCAACGACGAGGGCAUCAAGUUCAACAUCUACAAGGACAACCUCGAGUACUCCGUCCCCGGGCCGCCGGUGGUGGGCGGGCAGCCGCCGCAGAAUCCUACGCGCCGGCGGAGGAGGGUAGCCGUUGUCUACUGA
Messenger RNA from Colletotrichum destructivum, 1115 nucleotides. Its product is annotated as Putative auxiliary Activity family 9. The record is from RefSeq and is a predicted model, not a curated record. The transcript is spliced from 2 exons. Bases 318 to 1115 code for a protein of 265 amino acids. NCBI's taxonomy places the organism in Eukaryota, Fungi, Ascomycota, Sordariomycetes, Glomerellales, Glomerellaceae.